CAAUGUUUACUACUCGACUGGGAUGGGAUCUCGAGGCCGUGGCUUGCGAGUGUAGAGCAGUCGUUAAAAAAUGGCGUUGCAUAAACGGACGGGAAGCCUUGCUUCAAACAUAAAGUGUACAGAAAGUCCUAUGUCUCACAACCAUUGUGAAAGAAUUAAUGAAUCAACAAUCAAAAAGCCGGAGGAUGUUUACAAAAAAGAUUUCUACGAAUCAUUUGAACCGGUUAGCUUGAUCAACGCUGUCGCUACCUACUUAUGUUAUUUUAUUCUUACAUUAUUCGGUUAUUUAAGAGAUUUUAUGAGAAGGAAUUGCAUUGAGAACAUACAUGGUGCACAAGAAUCACCAGAAUUAAGGGAUUUUGUCCCGUUAUAUCAGGAUUUUGAUAGUUUUUUCACACGCAAUGUUUACCGUAGAAUAAGAGAUAACUUCAAUGUGCCAUUGUGCAGCAGCGCAGGAGCCGAGAUAAGAAUUAUGCACCGUUACUCAACUGAUGAUAAUUGGACUUUCACGUAUACAGACAAAUCUACAUCAGCUAUCAAUUUUGGAUCUUACAAUUAUUUAGGCUUUUCAGAAACGGAAGGAUAUUGCAACGAUAGGGUGAGGGAAACUCUCCAGGAUUAUGGUGUCGGAAUCUGCAGUGUUCGCCAAGAACUAGGAAAUUAUGACAAACAUAAUCAACUUGAGGAGCUGACGGCCGAAUUUCUUGGAGUGGAAUCUGCCAUCACAUUUGGCAUGGGCUUUGCCACAAAUGCGCUAAAUAUUCCUGCAUUGGUAGGAAAGCAUUGUCUGGUGUUGAGUGAUCAGAUGAACCAUGCCUCAUUAGUACUUGGAAUUCGCUUGUCUGGCGCCACUGUUCGAGUUUUCCAGCAUAAUAAUAUGAAAGACCUUGAGAAGAAGCUUCGCCAAGCAGUCGUCAAGGGACAACCUAAGCACUUCCGUCCAUGGAAAAAAAUCCUCAUCGUCGUUGAAGGCAUCUACAGUAUGGAAGGCUCCAUUGUUAGGCUACCUGAGUUGCUGGCCUUGAAGAAGAAAUACAAAGCUUACGUGUACCUGGAUGAAGCCCACAGCAUAGGGGCAAUUGGACCUCAUGGACGUGGAGUGGUAGACUAUUUUGGCCUAGAUCCAAAAGAUGUAGAUAUAAUGAUGGGAACUUUCACUAAGAGUUUUGGCGCCUCAGGCGGGUACAUUGCUGGUACUAAGAAAUUGAUAGACCAUUUGAGGACAUGUUCUCACAGUACCACCUAUGCAACAUCAAUGCCGCCACCUGUAGUUCAGCAGGUGAUUUCUAGUAUGUCUUGUAUCAUGGGCAAGUCAGGGAUGAUAAGAAUUAAGAAACUUGCUGAAAAUACACUGUAUUUUCGAAGGAGGCUGAACGAAUUGGGUUUUAUUGUUUAUGGAAACAAGGACUCACCUGUCAUCCCAUUCAUGGUGUACAUGCCAGGCAAGCUUGCGGCACUAGCACGUGAGUGUAGAGCACGUGGCAUAGCAGUUGUAGUUGUCGGGUUCCCGGCCACGCCCAUUAUUGAAGCAAGAUGCCGGAUCUGUCUUUCGUCCUCACACACCAGAGAGCAGCUGGAUAAAGCACUUGAAGUUCUUAGUGAUGUUGGUGACCAGAUUUGUUUAAAAUACUCACGAUUACCUCUUGAGGAUAGAAUACGCCCGUACCUUCCACCCGCCCCCGAAGAACACAAGAUAAAUGGUGAUACAACGAAGAUGAACGGUAAUCACCACUUAGCAAACGGCACCAUCAACGGCAGAAUGAAACAUCAUCAAAAUAGCAACGGUAAAGUCAACAGACGCUAGUAAAUCAAAGCUAAGAUAAUUACCACCAGAUUAUUGCCCAAUAGAGUUCAGAGUGUGCGAUUUUAUUUAGAGAGAGAGAAGGUAAAAGCAUGAUGUGGAAUGUUGUCCGUGUAGAUCUACCCAUUGUUUACAAAGAGUAUUGGAGAUAAACACAAACAUGUGUUGUGUACAAAAGGUCUUUGCUCAGGUUAAAGGAUAAAUUGGUUUAUGUAAAAUAGAUUUUAAUCAGUGAACAUGUAAACAGUAUGCUUCUCAUUUUAUCUAAAAUUAUUUCUCAAAUUUCCGUUUUUAUAAGAAUAUAAAGUAUUGUUCAAAUUUAUGCUAAAUUUUGAUACAUGAAUUAACUGUAUAAUUGUAAGAUAUCUCCAGAAGCAAACAAUGCAAACUUUUAGGCAGUUUAAAUUUCAAAAGCUAGCCAAUAUUUAUUGGAGAAAAAAAAAACUGUCAAUGUAUAUUUUUUUUUAUUGUUAGUUGGUGUUCUACUAUUUAUUUUCUAUAUCUACAGGGAAUGGGAUGUUUGCUUCCCGCAAGAAAGUGCUCCCAUCAUGCACCACCCAGAAAUGCAAUGCAUGAUGGGACACAAAGAAACAAUACUAACACACAUUCUUGUCCAGUUGCUGUUAUUAGUUUCGAAGAACUAAAUUAUAGGUACAUAAUCUAUUAACCUCAUAAAUAAAAGAUUUGAUUGGUUAUUCAGUAUCAUGUGAUGUACAGUGAGGUUAAUGUGUUAAUUGUAAUUUCACCUACAAACGUAACCAUCGAAAAACCAGUAUUAUAUAACAGUAUCCAUUUUUCAAAGAGUAAUUAUUACCAUAAUUAAUAUUACUAAAUUUUUUAUUCUUUUUCUAAUUUCUUGGAUUGGUUUUAUGUUCUUGACACUUGUUUCCAAAUGAUCAAUGCCAUACAUGUGCAAAAUAUUCAAAUUUGUUGGCAGUAAAUCUAUAGCUUGUAUGGCAGUGUCUUCUGUCUUUAUACCUCCAAUAUUAUACUAAAGAGCUUCCAAUCGUAUUCAUAGGUCACUGAAAUGGGCUAAUAACUGGACUCGUCCAUUAAUGCCAAGGAGUCCCAUAAUCAAUGUGUGAACAUCCGCACAUAAUAUUCAUAUAUUUAUUAAUUUUACAAUAUAUUUAUAUAUAUAUAUUAUAACAUGUUCAAUUUUAAAACAUAAAUAAAAUUAUUUACCUUAAAGAAUAUUUCCUCAACCUAAAAAAUGUAUAAACAACAUCAGUCUACAUGCUGCAGUAAAAAUAUUCAAGUUGAGGGCAGUAUAUAUGUAAUGACAUCAUAAGAGUUAUUUUUGAAAAUAAUAGUGCUAACUCCAAUACAUUCGAUACUUUAAAAAUAGAAGCUUUAUGGGAAUAUAUUCACCUGCAAAAAUUUAUGUUCAAAUUGCAUGGCUACAGUAUUAUUAUUAUUAUUAAGAAUUAUACUAAAACACGCUUAAAAAAAUACUGUGAAAGCAUGCUUAAAAUAUACUGCUGUUGCAUGACGCUGCUUUCGCUGCCCUAAGGUUAUAAUCUUAAACAAAAUACAAUAUUUAAAAUGCUUACUUUGGUUAUUGAAGCAAGUUCUUAGCUUUGAAUAUUAAUGUGAAAGAUAUUUUCCCCACCAACUAACAAUGCUGCUAAAUAUUCUAUAUCAGUAGCCUUUGAAAUGGCUGGAAAUCAAUCCUGAAAACUUCUCUAGUUACUGUAAAUCAAUAAAUUGUCAUUGAAAAUUAUGAUUGUUUUGAAAUACACUAUUUAAUGUUUUUAGGAAUGAGGGGCUUUUUCCAUUUUUUUUCAUAACUGAGAUUAAAUCUUUAACAUAAACAACUAAAAUAAUUUGAUAUAUAAACUAAUUUUAUUAUCUAUAUAUUUGUGAUUUCAUUAUUCAGUUGAUGCAUAGUAAAUAACAAAAUAACCAAUUAAAAUGCAGUGAGAAUUAUCUCAUAAAAUGUACACUAACUACUACAUUAAUUAGUUUAGAUGGUAUUCCAUUACCAAGGCCACACUAACCCAUGUGUUGGCUUCUGAUAAAUGUCUAUUACCUGCUCAUUGAAGUUUAGUGCUUACAUAGUAUUUCAUUAAGUGUCUCCUUUGCUGUACAUUUAGAUCUAAAGGUUUAGAUGGGCAAACAGCUCCUUAAAAUUCUGGAGCCCUUUACUGUUAAACCCCUUUGCUGGUGGGACAAGGGUGCAACCUCACCUUUUUCAAAAUCUGUAUUUAUGGGGCUUUUGUAUUAAGAAUACUUUCAGUCUUUCACAUUUUCAAAUAAAAUAGUCAAAUUGGCAAUAAAAUGGUACCUAUUUUCCAGACAUGGAGAAAAAUGUCCUGUUCUCCCCAACCAUUAAAAAUGCCCCCAGCACCAAACUUCUUUACACUGUAUAACACAACAGUGGUCUUUUUUUGCAGCAAAAAAAAAAAAAAAAAAAAAAAAAAUCAGGGAAAUGUGCGAUGUGGCACAAUUAGGCCAUUUUUCCAGCAUUUGCUUCUUUCCCUGACAAACUCCUACAGCUCCUCCACCAAGGGGCUCUACAUAUAUCUAAUAUUAUUAUUCAUUAUUAUUAACAUUAUUAUUCAUUAUUAUUAAUAUUAUUAUUCUUGUCACUAUUUUGUAUUACUAUUCAUUAUAUUAUGUUGUUUGCUGUUUUUAUUAUUAGUAUAUCAGAUUAUUAUACUGUAUUAAGUUAUAAUAAUGGGAGGUGAUGAGAAUUGACUCUGCAUGAUUGAUACACCAAUUUGUGUUUCACACCAGAUAAUGAAGCUUUGUGAGAAGCUAAAAAAAGCUGAAUCUGCUUUUGUGAAAGAAACUCAUAAUUGAACAAAAACUUAUAGGCUCUUCAUCAUAUACAAAAAUUUAAUUAUUUGAAGUGCCUAACAUUAAUAGGUUUGAAUAUCAGUGAUAUAUUUUGGGUAUCUUUCCACUUUUUUAUCCAAAGAUUGAUUAUAUUAAGGUAAACCUUUGCAUACUGCUAUAACAAAAGCAAAAGUUUUUUUGUAUUGUUUGCCGUUCACAUUAUUUUGGUCCCUUUAAGCUUCCUCCUUGCUACACCAAUAAUACAGGUGUAAAAUACUUCUUUAUAUAGUUCAUAUAUAAAGAAUUAUAUUUGUGAUUAUUAUUGCUAUUAUAGAUUGAUAAAAGCAUAGUAAAUAUUUUCUUGUAUAAAGAAUUUGUGAUUUCACUCGGUGUUUGAUCUCCACUGAUACCAUAUUUAUUGUCAGCUGUAAAUUUUUUUAGGGCUCUGAAUUACUAACCAGGCCUGGCAAUCAUGUUUAAAAUUAUAGCCACUUUUACUCCUUCAAAUUUUCUUCCCUUCACUCACCCUCUUUUUCUGGCCCCUUAUCCCACAUACCAUUAGUUAAAUUGAUGAAGGUUUACAUAAUUUUGUAAUGUUGUUUUUAUAAAUGUUUUUAUUAUUAGUUAAAAUAUAAUGAUAGAGGUACGAGUUGUCCAUUGAUGUGAAUUAAAGUGAAGGUCACAAAUGUUCAGUUGAAAACUUAGGUUGCACCCACAAUAAUUCUAAUACUUAUACAAAAGUAAACAUCCUGAAUGUAGCCAUCUUGUGACUGGCUGUGAUAUUGCCUGUCAUAGAAUGUAAUAUGAUCAUUCUAAGUUUUCCAUUCAUUUGAUUGGCUGUGAGAUGUGUAACCUCAUUAAAUAGAGAUGCUGCAAAAAGGCUAACGCUUGUGACCAAUCCACUGCUGUACGAAUUCAUUCCGUUCAUUGUUUGUAAGUCUCUAUGUUGCCAAAAUCUUUUAUUUCUGUCGCUAUGUUCUUAAAUUAUAUAAUAUAUUCAUAAAAUUAUCUUGCGAUUAUCAAGGCACAAGAAGUAAAAAGAAAACACCAAAUAAUUUUUGAUGAUAUUUAUCAUCGAUUGUCACCUUGGCUAAUGUAAGCUAGAUUACAAACCAUGUGGCAUGCUCUACCGAACAAGGCCUCAAGUUGAGUUCCAAGUUAACAUUCACAUUCCCCAUUUGUUUACCGUUGCUAUAUUAACUUUUAUGUAAUUUGUUAAUAUUUUUAUUUUGUUGGAGAUUUGUUUUGCACUUGUUUUCAUCCCCUUGUAAGCAUUAUGUAUAACUUAUAGUAUCAGAAUUUAAUAUAUUUUUAUGUUUGAAAUUAAUUGUGUAUAAUUAUUUGUUUCAUUUGAUUUAGCUUUAUAUUAGAAAAAGAUUAAUAAACUUAACUGCCUUGGAUCUAAUCUUGGUUAAAAGCAGCUGUGAUAAAUUGUUAAAAACUGCUUGGAUGUAAGAGAUUAGAUCUAACUCAGAUUUAAAUCUAUUUUCUGGAUAUUAAGACAAACCACCCACUUAGUUUCCAUUAUGUCCGAUGUAUGCAUUUGUGUUUUUUUAUGUUUUGAAUAAUGUAAGGAUACCUUGAUAAUAAUGGAAUUUUAAUUUUUAAUUUAUUUUUAAUUUAGCCCUUGUAUUUGAUACUUAAUAUAAAUAAUACUGUAUACAAAUCUAGUAUGUGGAUUUACCAUUUAACCCUAUACUUCGACCUAAACUUUUCAUUUGGAUCAAACUAUAUCAUUUUAUUAUUACGAAUAAAAAUAUAGAACCAGGGUCAUAGCAAAAAUAAUCAGAGGUCUAGUAAUUUUCGGUGAUGGGUGGAAGGGAUGCAGAGGCCCAACCAAGGCCAGUGCUUCCUAAAUGUGAAUGUUUUGAGCUUUACACUCUAAUGCUAUUGAAAAGAGAGUUGGCAUCUUUGUUAUUUUUUUUUGUGCUGAACACUGCUGUCCAGCUUCGACCAGCCUAGCUAUAGCCCUGAAAAGUGUAACUAACGUUGUACAGUAUAAUGCAUGUUGUGUAUCGAAGUCUAAAUUAUUAUUAUUUAAUUGAAAGCUUAACAAGGAUGGUGAAUAUAUACUUUUAAAUAUGAAACUAUAAUAUGAAACUUUUAUGCCUCCCAUUUUGGUAGAGCAAGUCACAAUAAUGUAGUUGUAUAUACUUUAGUGAGUAAAUUUAGGUUAGUAAAUAAAAUUUAACAAAUUAAUUAUAUUUAUGAAUAAUAUAGUUAGUUGCUAUGGUUAUCAUUAUAUAUUCAUGAUGCCAAACAGUAAAACAUGAAGAUGGUAAUAUAACUACCGUAUCUAAUGAUUGGUUUACUAUUUUACAUUGGUUUACUUUUUGUUUUAUACAAAACAUACAAUAAUGUUUAUGUAUAUGACUCUGGUUUUUUAAUAUAUUAUAAUAUAAUACUGUUUAUUUACACUUUGCUAAGGAGGGUGUUUUUGGAAACUGGUUUGAUUGUGGACUGCACAAAUUCAGAUUUACCAAUAAAAGACUCAACGUUCCA
Messenger RNA from Anneissia japonica, 7084 nucleotides. Its product is annotated as serine palmitoyltransferase 2-like. The transcript has 12 exons. Gene Ontology annotation, cellular component: serine palmitoyltransferase complex. Gene Ontology annotation, biological process: ceramide biosynthetic process; sphingosine biosynthetic process. Gene Ontology annotation, molecular function: pyridoxal phosphate binding; serine C-palmitoyltransferase activity. The coding region runs from base 71 to 1804 and encodes 577 amino acids. The record is from RefSeq and is a predicted model, not a curated record. Lineage: Eukaryota; Metazoa; Echinodermata; Crinoidea; Comatulida; Comatulidae.